AUGAAGAUGCAAUCCAUCCUUGUUCAGCUCUUCUUCUUUGCCUUUCUUCUCCGGUUACAGGCUAUCGCCCAGACCCACAAUCUAUGCGAAGUUGUGUUCGACACCGAUGGCAACGAGCUCCAACAGGGCACGCCAUACUACAUUGUCUCAGCCGUCCGCGGUGGCCAUGGCGGAGGUUUGACCGUCGGCACACGUGAGAGAUCCAGUUCUACCACUAACACCCCUACCGUAAAACAACACUCCUAUAACAUGAAUUUCGGGUCACCCGUUUUGUUCACUCCAGUGCCCCUUCCAUCAAGAGUUAAAUCUAUUGCGGAAACCCCAAGCACUCAAAUUAGAUCUGAAGAGAUCACUAUCCACGUGUCGACAGAUGUGAACAUCAGAUUCAUGGAAAUGCCAGGAGUAUGGCAGGUUGAUGCUGCAUCGGGUCGGGAGAGGUAUGUGACAUUGGAAGGUAAAUCGGGUCAUCCGGGUAAAUCGACAGUGAAGAACUGGUUUAAGAUUUUGCUGGUCAAUGCAUCGGAUCCAGCUUCAGCUUAUCGGAUCAGAUACUGCCCCGGUUUGUGCGAGUCGUGUCAUGUUACGUGUGGUGAUGUUGGAAUUAGAAAAGAAGAGGGGACAAGGUGGUUGUCAGUUUUGACACGUGGAGAGUUUCCAUUCGUGUUCGUGAAGGCAAGGAGUAAUAAUGAGGCUGACUAG
Molecule: messenger RNA, 699 nt
Organism: Telopea speciosissima
Lineage: Eukaryota; Viridiplantae; Streptophyta; Magnoliopsida; Proteales; Proteaceae
Product: 21 kDa seed protein-like
Exons: 1
Coding region: 1-699 (232 amino acids)
Molecular function (GO): endopeptidase inhibitor activity
Source: RefSeq, a predicted model, not a curated record